GGUCGUGAAAAUUUAUAUGUAAUUUAGCUUUUUGAAAAUAUUGUAAAAAAAUUAAAAAAAAAUAUUUAAAAUAUUACAAUUGUUUCAUUUAAUAAACAAACUGUAAAAAAUUCAAAUACGUUGUUCUCUUGUGUAAGAAAUAUGGCAUGUGCUGCAGCAAAAGAGACUGCAGCACCUACAGGAAUGUCUACUGGUGGUGGAGCAAUAGGUCCAACUGGACCAUCAAUGGUAACAUCACAAAUUGCAAAUAGACACCGUUUUGCUAUGGAAGGUGUUGGAGCUAGAGUUAUAAGAGGACCUGAUUGGAAAUGGGGAAAACAGGAUGGUGGAGAAGGCCAUGUAGGAACAGUCAGAAAUUUUGAAUCUUCUGAAGAAGUGGUUGUUGUUUGGGAUAAUGGAACAGCGGCAAAUUAUAGAUGUGCUGGUGCAUAUGACUUACGUAUACUAGAUAGUGCACCAACAGGAAUUAAACAUGAUGGAACAAUGUGUGACACAUGUCGUCAGCAACCAAUAUUCGGUAUACGUUGGAAAUGUGCAGAAUGUAUAAAUUACGAUCUUUGUUCAGUGUGUUAUCAUGGUGAUAAACAUCACUUACGUCAUCGUUUUUAUCGCAUAGCGACGCCUGGCGGAGAACGUAUAAUGUUAGAACCACGUAGAAAAUCUAAAAAAAUUGCUGUACGCGGAAUUUUCCCUGGAGCUAGAGUCGUUCGGGGAGUUGAUUGGCAAUGGGAAGAUCAAGAUGGUGGAGUCGGGAGACGCGGAAAGGUGAACGAAAUACAAGAUUGGUCAUCGGCUUCUCCACGUUCUGCGGCUUACGUUGUUUGGGAUAAUGGAGCAAAAAAUUUGUAUCGGGUAGGAUUUGAGGGAAUGGCAGAUUUAAAAGUUGUUAAUGAUUCAAAAGGUAACACUGUAUAUCGUGAUCAUUUGCCUUUACUUGGAGAAAAUGGGCCAGGUAAAGGACCUCAUGGCUUUCAAAUCGGCGAUAAAGUGACAGUUGAUUUGGAGUUGGAAAUAGUUCAAUCAUUGCAACAUGGUCAUGGGGGAUGGACUGAUGGCAUGUUUGAGUGCUUAAAUAAUAUUGGAAAGGUGGUCGGUAUUGAUGAGGAUCAUGAUAUCGUUGUUGCAUAUACUAGUGGAAAUCGAUGGACUUUUAACCCUACUGUAUUAACAAAAGUUGCCUCGCCCAUAACUGCUGCCCCAGAAUUUUGUGUUGGGGACAUUGUUAAAAUUUGUUCUGAUUUAGAAAGUAUAAAAGUCUUGCAGAGAGGGCAUGGAGAGUGGGCGGAAGCAAUGCAAUUGACUUUAGGUAAAGUGGGAAGGGUUCAACAAGUCUAUCAUGAUAACGACUUAAAAGUUGAAGUUGGAAAUACGUCGUGGACGUACAAUCCCUUGGCCGUAACAAAAAUAGGAUCUGCUACAUCCGAUGGUAAUUGUGUUCCAGCAGCUUCGAACGGUGAACGUCUGUCAGCAAUACUUAAGAAACUAUUCGAGCCCAACGUUUCUGGAGACGCCACUGAAGAAUUCGUUAAAGCAGCUGCGAAUGGCUAUGCUACUCGUUGCGAAGAAUAUUUAACUGGGGCUAUACCAAAUACAUCUACCAGCACAUUGGCUGAUGUAAAUGGAGUUUUUGCUGGUCAUACAGCACUUCAAGCGGCAAGCCAGAAUGGACACAUCGAAGUAAUACAAAUUUUGUUACGAUAUAAAGUUGAUGUAGAAAUUGAAGAUAAAGAUGGAGACCGAGCAGUACAUCAUGCCGCAUUUGGUGACGAGCCCGCUGUGAUUGAAAUAUUGUCAAAAGCCGGGGCUGAUUUAAAUGCCCGAAAUAAAAGAAGACAAACUGCUUUACAUAUUGCAGUUAACAAAGGUCAUCUAAAUGUUGUAAAAACAUUACUUUCUCUUGGUUGCCACACAAGUUUACAAGAUUCAGAAGGCGAUACACCACUUCACGACGCAAUUUCGAAAGAACACGAUGAGAUGUUAUCAUUGUUACUUGAUUUUGGAGCCGACAUAACACUAACUAAUAAUAAUGGAUUUAAUGCUUUGCAUCAUGCUGCUCUUAAAGGAAAUCCAAGUGCUAUGAAAAUCCUUUUGACUAAAACAAAUCGUCCAUGGAUUGUCGAAGAGAAAAAAGAUGAUGGAUAUACCGCUUUGCACUUAGCAGCAUUAAAUAACCAUGUUGCAAUUGCAGAACUGCUUGUCCAUAUGGGAAAGGCGAACAUGGAUCGUCAAAAUGUUAAUUUGCAAACAGCUUUGCACUUAGCAGUCGAGCGGCAGCACGUUCAAAUAGUAAAACUUUUAGUUCAGGAAGGAGCUAAUUUAAACAUUCCAGAUAAAGAUGGUGAUACUCCUUUGCAUGAAGCUUUAAGGCAUCACACGUUAUCUCAAUUAAAACAAUUGCAAGAUGUUGAAGGUUUCGGAAAAUUAUUAAUGGGGCUUCGUAAUGCGACAGAUAAAAAAGCAUCAGCUUCAAUAGCAUGUUUUCUCGCAGCGAAUGGUGCCGAUUUGACAAUUAAAAAUCGAAAAUUGCAAACUCCUCUAGAUUUGUGUCCUGAUCCUAAUCUCUGUAAAACUUUAGUAAAAUGUUACAACGAACGUAAAACAGAUGACAAUGACCUUCCAGGUAAUGUAGCAGGCGCAUCACGUAUGAACAUUGGAGCAGCCAAUAAUAACACCCAAGCAAGUACAUCAAAUGCAAUCAAAAAUUCGAUAUUACCUAAUGGAACAGCUCCAGGAAUAAAUUCAACUUCUACAAAUUCAAUACCACAAAAUAUAGCAGGGCCAAGCACAUCCAAAAACACAUCAACAAAUGUACUAGAUAAUAAUUUAACAUCAAGUAUGUCUGCAUUAAAACUUGAUACAAAAGUUGAUCCUUUAAAAGGUAAUACAUUAGAUGAAUGUUUAGUGUGUUCAGAUGCCAAAAGAGAUACUGUUUUUAAGCCUUGCGGACAUGUUUGCUGUUGUGAAACUUGUGCACCUCGGGUAAAAAAAUGUUUAAUAUGUAGAGAAACAGUUGCAUCUAGGGAAAAAAUAGAUGAAUGUUUAGUAUGUUCUGAUCGCAGAGCCUCUGUAUUCUUUAAACCGUGUGGUCAUAUGGUAGCAUGUGAAAAUUGUUCUAGUAUAAUGAAAAAAUGUGUACAGUGCCGAACCCAAAUUGAAGAAAUGAUACCAUUUACAAUGUGUUGUGGUGGAACUGGUACAGUAGCAAAGGUACAGGUAACCAGUGACGAAAGAAACUCUGAAGCUCCAGUUAUAAGUGUUAAUAAAUCAGGGGUCAAUGUUGCACCAAAUAAUACAGUAACAGGAACUCCAACGGGAACUAAUAACGUUGCUGGAUCAACUGUUAAUAAUUUCCAAAUGGAUGAUGUCCAAAAAUUAAAACAACAAUUGCAAGACAUUAAAGAACAGACGAUGUGUCCGGUAUGUUUUGAUCGUAUAAAAAAUAUGGUGUUUCUUUGCGGCCACGGAACUUGUCAAAUGUGCGGCGAUCAAAUCGAUGGGUGUCCUAUAUGCCGAAAGACUGUGGAAAAGCGUAUUUUGCUCUUCUAAUUUUCUUUUAAAUAUGUACAUAUAUAUUAAAGUUUUUUAUUUGAUUAUUUUGAUCUUUAAUUUAGAGGUCAAAUUCAAAUUAAGUAUUAUAUAUUUGAAAUUUUUGAUCAAAGAUUAUUACACUAAUUAACUCAAUUCUUUUAAAAGAAUUUUUUAAAACGUAUGUUAAAUAUUGCUCAAAAAAAAUUUUGCUUAGUCUUAUUAAAACUAAAAACGAAAAAAAAAAAAACUUUUUUUUA
Condylostylus longicornis is the source of this 3785-nucleotide messenger RNA. RefSeq names its product E3 ubiquitin-protein ligase mind-bomb (gene mib1). NCBI's taxonomy places the organism in Eukaryota, Metazoa, Arthropoda, Insecta, Diptera, Dolichopodidae. Gene Ontology annotation, molecular function: zinc ion binding; ubiquitin-protein transferase activity; protein binding. Gene Ontology annotation, cellular component: cytoplasm. The transcript has 8 exons. Gene Ontology annotation, biological process: protein ubiquitination. The record is from RefSeq and is a predicted model, not a curated record. Bases 142 to 3546 code for a protein of 1134 amino acids.